CCAAGAUGGCGUAUCUUUUUAGAAGAGGGAUUUUUCGGCACGUGUUAUCUCCAAAUACCAGACUAUAUUCAGAAAUCGGCUUGAAAUGCUGCUGUGCUAGUUCUACAAAGGGAUUCACGUCUAGUGCAUUGAAAACCAGGAAUUUUUGGAAUGGAACAACCAUGGAAAAAACUCUCAAUACUAAUCACUUGACCAGAAUUCCUUCCAAACACUUCCAUUUAUCAGCUUACUUAGAAACUGAGUCAGUGGAGAAAAGUCAAGUAGAGGAAAGAUAUGGCAAGGAGAGCGUGACAGUACCACUGCCAUUUACCAAAAAUAAAGAAGUCCGUUAUUUGCAGAACAGCCUUGCUAGAUUAAGUUUGGAACAUAAGUUUGGUUUUGUAAUCAACAGGGCAGGGAAGAGUCCAAACAUUCAGCUAUAUGCUAAGAGCAAAGAAGGGGCAGAAAAUAUUAAAAAUAUACUCUCAGAAUUAAUUGAUCAAAAGAAAAAGCAACUGGAUUCAAUGAAAUUUCAGAAACGUGUACUGUGUCCAUAUGUUGAUACCCAGAUACCUUCCUCUGUUGUUAUGAAUGCCAUCAGCAUUAAUGAAAUCAAAGACCUGGCAAAGAAAACUGAUUGUAACUUGACACUUAUGUAUCAAUUGAAGCCACAAGGUAUCAUGAUUUAUUCUAGUGACCAAACAAAAUUAGAGGAGGCUGAAAAAUUGUUGAAUGAAUAUCUUGAUAAAACAUUAAAGACUUUACAAGCAGGAGCGAUUACAGAGUUACCUGUCCCUGAAGAGAUUCCAAUAGAAUUGGACCCAACCCAGUUUUUGCCAGAUAUUCUUGAGGAAUUCAGGAAAGAGAAUGUUAAUAUAAAACUGCUAAGAGGAACCCUUGGAGAUGAAGAACGGCCAUUUUUCAAGAUUUUUGCAGAUACUGCAGAAACUGCGGAGAAAGUGAAAGAACGAAUGGUCACUAGCAUACAAGAGAAGCUCAAGGCAUAUCCAGAUCAACACAAAGAAGUGGUGGAGAUUCCAGUUCAUCCUGGAAAGGACUUCUGGGUUUUUUUGCGAAGUGUAGUCAUAAGAAAUAUAAAGAGAGGCAACCCUGCCGUUUCCUUUCAUUUUAAUCUUAGGGAAGUGAAAAGUAUGGACCCAAAAGCUAUAUGUCCGACCAAAUGUCUGAUCAUGGGAGACAACCAGGAUAAGGUCAAGAAAGCUGGAGAAGAAUUAAAAUUAAUGAUGGAUAAUUAUCAGAUGUAAUUAAAACUGUCAGAUGUA
Molecule: messenger RNA, 1262 nt
Organism: Saccostrea echinata
Lineage: Eukaryota; Metazoa; Mollusca; Bivalvia; Ostreida; Ostreidae
Exons: 2
Coding region: 6-1244 (412 amino acids)
Source: RefSeq, a predicted model, not a curated record